AUGUCUCCGCAACAUCAACAGGACAGAAUGAGCCGGAUGGCGGGACAAAGCGACAACAGACGGCGGUUGAAGUCCCAAAGUCUUAGAUGUCAGUCCGCACCUUCUCUUGUCUUCAGAAAAGCUCUCUCCAGAUCCAAGACACUUUCCAGAGAGAGCCUCCCAGUUCCUGUCUUCCCAGAGACCUGCUCUCUGGUCCAGUCCUUUCUGAGAGUGCCCGAUAGGUUGUUUCUUCUCCAUGGGCACACUGAGUUGAAGACUGGUAUGCAAAUUCAGGACAGACACCUCUUUCUCUUCACAGACAUCCUCGUGAUCGCAAAAGCCAAGUCAGCCAAUCAAUUCAAGCAGAAGGCCCAAGCGCGUGUAUGUGAAAUGUGGACAGCGAAUUGCAUGGAAGAGGUGUGUGAGGGAAGCACCUGCCCCGAGAGGAGCUUUGUCCUCGGCUGGCCCACCUGCAACUCGGUUGCAACAUUUAGCUCGCCGGAACAAAAAGAAAAAUGGCUUUUGUUACUCAACAGUCGCAUCAAAGAGGAAAAAGAGAAGGAAGAACCAAAAACCAUCCCUCUCAGAGUUUAUGGGAAGGGGCUUGAUACUUUUGCUGUUGCCAAGACUUUGCCUGUCAGCAACAAUGAUUCGACCAAUGAGGUGAUUCGACUUGCUCUGCAGCAAUUUAGCAUCAUUGGUAACGUGAAGGACUACCAGCUGUGGAUCCUCUCCAAGAGGGACAAUACGCCCUAUCCGCUCAUUGGUCACGAAUUCCCCUUCAGUAUCCAUAUGAGUCACGUGCGCCAAGUGUUGACUCACAGCGGCUUAGCGCCAGACAACGGAGACUGGGCGACAGAGGCGGAGCAGUUGCAGGUACACAAGCGAUGCCAGUUCAUUCUGAAAAGCCGCCCGGAGGAAACGCUUCAAGCGCAGGUGUCAACAGAUUUCCCCCAGAAGGCCUUAAAAAGGAGGCGUUCCCUCAUCACUUGGGCCUUUCUGCGAGGUUCCUCCCCUCAGUUAAUGUCAACCACGGGCGCCCCGGCUCAGGGCUGCUUGUUCGGCCGCCCCCUUAGUGCUGUGUGUGUUGAAGACAGUCUACCAAAGCCCAUCAUGGACAUGCUAGCGCUCCUAUAUCACGAGGGCCCGUGGACACGAGGCAUCUUUCGGCGCCCUGCUGGCGCUCGGGCGGUCAGAGAGCUGCGAGAUUCACUGGACGCUGGCGAAUUCCUUCUCCCUCUUACACGAGAGCACAUUUUCAUCAUCGCCGGCGUAUUCAAAGACUUCCUGCGCAACAUCCCCGGCAGCCUGUUGUGUUGCGAGUUGCAUGAAGAAUGGAUGGACGCUCUAUCUGAUGAAGAGGGGGAAGAAGAGCGAGUACAAGAGAUACAAAGGAUGAUGAGUCGCUUGCCCAAAGACAACGCCCUGUUGCUACGUUAUGUGCUAGCAGUGUUGCACGCUAUCCGAUGCAACGCCCACGAGAAUCAAAUGACCAGCUUCAACCUGGCGGUGUGCAUUGCUCCCAGCAUGCUGUGGCCUCCUGGGGCACUGUGCAGCCCCGAGGCAGAAAACAAAGGCACCAGGAAGGUUUGCGACUUGGUGAAGUUUAUGAUAGAACACUGCCAACCAAUUGUCGGAGAAGAACCGUCCUCAAUGUUUGGAGGCUCGCCACCGAGACGCCACGUCCAGGAAUGCGAUCUUCAUGACAAGUGGACCUACCCUUUGACUGACUCGUCCUACGACAGUCUCGAGAACGAAUUGGAUACCAGCAGCUGCGGUUCUCCGAGCUUUUGCGGUAGACGUCUCCGUUCCAAACCGGGCAGCCUGGAUUCGGUCCUCACGUUCAGCGACUACGAGCAGGACACGGACCAGGUUCUAAGAGUGAGCAGGCCAAUCCAGGACGCGCCCAGCGUGGACUCGUCCACCUCCGUCUUGGACUCCCUUUCCUUGCACAGUUUUCGACGACAGCGUCGGCGCUCCGAGCCGGCGUUGGUGUAUUUCGCAAAGCUUCAGCCACGCUACUCCGGGAGCACUGACGGCCUCGCCGACGAGGAUGAGGACAAACGCGAGAGUACCUCAAAGUCGGGGUAUCAGCAGAAGUACAGGUCAGCCGUGGACACCAGCUCGUCCAGUCUGUCCUCUAACCCCACCUCCCCUGCGCCGACACAGAGCCAUCUUCAGAGUUCGGGCGGUUAUGAAGAGCCGGGAACGAGUCGCAAAGAGUGUCCAGUCAAAGAGAAUUUGAAAUUGGGUACUUUGAAAAACUGCAGGAGCCUCCACCCUAACUCUUGGCUGAGGAAAGACCGCAGAUUAUCUUUAACUCACCCGGACAGCUUGGAGAAAAACCCUGCAUCCGGCAACAUUACAAAAACACCUGGCAGGGAUGAAUAUUAG
Messenger RNA from Nerophis lumbriciformis (worm pipefish), 2373 nucleotides. The record is from RefSeq and is a predicted model, not a curated record. Lineage: Eukaryota; Metazoa; Chordata; Actinopteri; Syngnathiformes; Syngnathidae.